Staurois parvus is the source of this 326-nucleotide messenger RNA. The record is from the annotation of a GenBank genome assembly. Lineage: Eukaryota; Metazoa; Chordata; Amphibia; Anura; Ranidae.
CUGAUCACAUUUUAACAGGGAAAUGCCGGUUAUCCGCAUUUCUCUCCUCACAAGCUGUCACGCUGACAGCUCGGGACAUGUACACAGAUCAUCAAAGCACUGAUGAUCAGUGUGCCCUGAUGAUCUGUGUAGCCCCAGCAGUGCCACCUGUCAGUGCCUAUCAGUGCCAGCUGUCAGUGCUCAUCCAUGCCACAUCAGUGCCACAUUUCAGUGCCUACCAGUGCACAUCAAUGCCACAUAUCAGUGCCCAUCUGAGCUGCCUUUCAGUGUCACCCAUCAGUGUCAGUCAGUGCCACCUAUCAAUGCCAGUCAGUGCCACCUAUCAG